Messenger RNA from Penicillium antarcticum, 921 nucleotides. Its product is annotated as putative ribosomal small subunit assembly protein. The record is from RefSeq and is a predicted model, not a curated record. Gene Ontology annotation, biological process: rRNA processing; ribosomal small subunit assembly. Gene Ontology annotation, cellular component: CURI complex; UTP-C complex. The transcript is spliced from 2 exons. The coding region runs from base 1 to 921 and encodes 306 amino acids. NCBI's taxonomy places the organism in Eukaryota, Fungi, Ascomycota, Eurotiomycetes, Eurotiales, Aspergillaceae.
AUGAAGGGCGCAUCUGUGCAAGUGGAAGGGUAUAUUACUCUGCCUGUGCAGCUCCCCAGUACACCAACAUUCCUCAAGCCCGCAACACACUACCUCUACAUCCGCCCUCAUGAACCCCGAAUCCCAGACCCAGAUUCGGCCCGCUCCCUCUUCAUCGUCAACGUCCCAAUCGACACAACAGAAGCGCACAUCCGCCACCUCUUCGGCACCCAACUCUCAGCCGGCCGCGUCGAGCAAGUCCAAUUCGAGGAUGUGCCAACAAAGAAACGCACAGCAGCCGCAGACACAGACACAAACUCCAACAAAAAGAAACGCAAGCGCGUAACAGCAGACGACUACCAAAUCUACCUAGAUGACAUCAAUCUCCCCUCAACUUGGGACCGCAAGCUCCAAAAGAGCGGCGCCCACGCAAUCAUCAUCUUCGCCGAUAAACCCAGCAUGGAAACCAGCCUGAAAGCCGCCACCAAGGCCGCCAAGCGCGGCACCACCAUCGUAUGGGGCAAGGACUUACCAGCCGAGCGCAUCCCCGCCCUCGGUUUGAACCGAUACGUUGCGCACGAGCGCCUCCAGUACCCAGACCGAGGUGCGCUCCUCCGUUCCGUGAACGAGUUCAUGACUACGUUCGCGGCGGUGGCUGAAGCACGCAAGCGCGAGGAGAGCAAGCGGUUGGCGGAGCCAGACGAGGAUGGAUUCAUUACUGUAUCGCAUGGUCCUAAGUUGAAUUCUGUUGCACGGGAGGAUGAGAUGAAGGAGCUUGUUGAUCGGCAGAAGAAGAAGCAGGAGGGUCUGGAGGACUUUUAUCGAUUCCAGUCUCGGGAGAAGAGGAAGGAGAGGCAGAAUGCUUUGCUUAAGCGCUUUGAUGAGGAUAAGAAGAAGUUGCACGAUCUUAAAAUGCGGAGGGGCAAGAUUAGGCCUGAGUGA